GUGGCACCGUUUUUUGAAAAACGGCCAAGGUUACAAACAUCCCCUAGAAAAGGUAGAAAUCUCCCCCGAUUCUGCAACCGCAAGUGAAGGCCGAGAAAGGGGAGAGUGCUCCGUCCAUCGUACAGGACCGGGACCAGGAGGGCGUUUAGAGAACUGGGUUGUGUUCUUCAAUGACGAAGAAUAGCAUCUGUAGUCUCGACAUCGAGUUCUCAGAUAAAAUCGAAGCUCUUCUUAAACCUCCAUCUCCUCAGCAAGUUCAAGAAUAUUUCGCCCAGCUUAUAGCAACAAGGCAAUGCCGUGGUCUUACAAUUAAACAGAAUGGAGACUUCGGAAAGGGUGUUUAUGCAGACAUAGAAUUUAGAGAAGGGGAGCUUGUUUUGAAGGAUCAAAUGCUUGUCGGUUCUCAACAUAGUUCUAAUAAGGUUGAUUGUUUAGUUUGUAGCUAUUGCUUCCGUUUUAUUGGUUCAAUAGAACUACAAAUUGGGAGGAAACUCUAUUUACAAGAUCUGGGUAUAUCUUCAAGCAAGGAAUGCGUCCUGGAGACAUAUUCACAGCCUUCAAAACAAUGUUGUGCAGAUGAUUCAUCAAAUGAAGAUUUUAUGACAGACAAUGAUGACUUAGUGGCAUGCACUUCUAGUAGUCAAAAUGAUAAAAUUCCUCUUCCUAAAGAAGUUAUACAAUCACUAAUGAAUGGUAACUUGGUUUUGCCUUACUCAAAGCAGUUCUCUUUGCCUACAGUUGUGUCAUGUCCUGGUGGAUGUGGAGAGGCAUACUACUGCAGUGAAUCAUGUGCCAAGGUUGAUUGGGAAUUGUUUCAUUCCUUACUAUGUACUGGGGAGAGGUCAGGAUCUUCUUGCAGGGAGGCACUUGUAAAAUUUAUACAACAUGCCAAUGAAACAAAUGACAUCUUCAUCCCUGCUGCUAAGGCAAUUUCAUUCACAAUUUUAAAAUACAAGAAGUUGAAAGCAGCUAAGCUUGAAGGCAAAGAACAGUGCACUAAUCCAAACACAUUGGAGGAUUCUAGUUUUUCAAUGCUUUUGGAGGCUUGGAGGCCGAUAUCAAUGGGAUACAAGAGGAGGUGGUGGGACUGUAUUGCUUUGCCAGAUGAUGUUGAUUACUCUGAUGAGGCUUCAUUUAGAAUGCAAAUAAGGGAACUAGCAUUCAUGUCAUUGCAGCUCCUAAAGGAAUCAAUCUUCGACAAAGAAUGUGCACCCUUGUUUUCACUUGAAAUCUAUGGGCAUAUUAUUGGAAUGUUCGAGUUAAAUAAUCUUGAUUUAGUUGUAGCAUCACCAGUGGAGGACUAUUUCUUGUAUAUUGAUGAUCUUCCAUAUCCGGAGAAGGAAGAAGCUGAGAAAAUUACAAGGCAGAUUCUAGAUGCACUUGGUGAUGAUUAUUCAGUUUGUUGUCAAGGCACAGCAUUCUUUCCCAUGCAAAGUUGUAUGAACCAUUCCUGCCAUCCUAAUGCCAAAGCAUUCAAAAGAGAGGAGGAUAGAGAUGGCCAAGCCAUUAUAAUUGCACUCCAGUCCAUUUCUAAGGGAGACGAGAUCACUAUUUCGUACAUUGAUGAGGAUCUUCCAUUUGAAGAGAGACAAGCACUACUUGCAGAUUAUGGUUUCAAGUGCAGGUGCCCCAAGUGCACUGGGGAAGGAGACUAAUCACCAGCCUAAAUCAUAUAUUCCUCAACAGGAAGAUUGCUCUAUCAUCAUUUUAUGGAAUGUGCCCAGGCGUAACAAAAGGCUUGAUUUGUGAAGGUCUGUAGCCGUUUCCUUCAUGGCGUAUUUGUUCUCUUUUUAUCAGCAGUUGACCACAAUUCACAUUAGUUGCGACGGGAGAUAGAGAGGGAAAGAGAAAUACGCAGUUCCAACACAUCUCUAGAGUACUUUGUUUUAGCAACUUCAUCCACUAGAAGUCUUAAUAGCAAUUUUGUUAUUAAUUGAUUUUAUUUUCCAUUGAUUCCUGCUCAUAAGUUUGAUGUGAAUGCAAGAGAAUGCGAAAGCAGUCCAA
Nelumbo nucifera (sacred lotus) is the source of this 2004-nucleotide messenger RNA. RefSeq names its product histone-lysine N-methyltransferase ATXR2 (gene ATXR2). Gene Ontology annotation, molecular function: protein binding; methyltransferase activity. The record is from RefSeq and is a predicted model, not a curated record. NCBI's taxonomy places the organism in Eukaryota, Viridiplantae, Streptophyta, Magnoliopsida, Proteales, Nelumbonaceae.